Molecule: messenger RNA, 1251 nt
Organism: Acanthosepion pharaonis
Lineage: Eukaryota; Metazoa; Mollusca; Cephalopoda; Sepiida; Sepiidae
Source: the annotation of a GenBank genome assembly
AUGUCUUCUUCAGAUUUAUUCUCAUCCUUUCUCUUUUAUCAUUCUCUCUGUGCCAAUGUCUUCUUCAGAUUAGUAUUCUCAUCCUUUCUCUUUUUAUCAUUCUCUCUGUGCCAAUGUCUUCUUCAGAUUAGUAUUCUCAUCCUUUCUCUUUUUAUCAUUCUAUUAGUUUUCAUCCUUUUCUUUUUUUUCUGUCUGUGCCAAUGUCUUCUUCAGAUUAGUCUUCUUCAUUUUAUCAUCUCUUUCUCAAUUCUUUUAUCAUUCUCAUCCUGUCUUUUUCUAUUAUUGUGUUUCCAAUGUCUUCUUCAGAUUAGUAUUCUUCUCAUUCCAAUAUUAGUAUUCUCAUCCUUUCUCUCAUUCUCUCUGUGCCAAUGUCUUCUUCAGAUUAGUCAUUCUCUCAUCCAGAUUAGUAUUUCAUCCUUUCUUUUUUAUCAUUCUGUCUGUGCCAAUGUCUUCUUCAGAUUAUCCUUUCUCUUUUUUAUCAUUCUAUGCCAAUCCUUCAGAUUAGUAUUUCAUCCUUUCUCUUUUUAUCAUUCUGUCUGUGCCAAUGUCUUCUUCAGAUUAAUUAGUAUUCUCAUCCUUUCUCUUUUAUCAUUCUCUCUUGCCAAUGUCUUCUUCAGAUUAGUAUUCUCAUCCUUUCUCUUUUAUCAUUCUGUCUGUGCCAAUGUCUUCUUCAGAUUAGUAUUCUCAUCCUUUUCUUUUUAUCAUUCUGUCUGUGCCAAUGUCUUCUUCAGAUUAGCAUUCUCAUCCUUUCUCUUUUUAUCAUUCUCUCUAUGCCAAUGUCUUCUUCAGAUUAGUAUUCUCAUCCUUUCUCUUUUUUAUCAUUCUUUUGCCAAUGAAUUAUUCUCAUUUUCUCUUUUUUUAAUGCCAAUGUCUUCUUCAGAUUAUAUUUCAUCCUUUCUCUCUUUUUAUCAUUCUCUCUGUGCCAAUGUCUUCUUCAGAUUUAUUCUCAUCCUUUCUCUUUUUAUCAUUCUCUCUGUGCCAAUGUCUUCUUCAGAUUAUAUUCUCAUCCUUUCUCUUUUUAUAAUGUUUGUAUUCUCAUCCUUUCUUUUUAUCAUUCUGUUGUGCCAAUGUCUUCUUCAGAUUAGCAUUCUUUUUCUCUUUUAUCAUUCUCUCUAUGCCAAUGUCUUCUUCAGAUUAGUAUUCUCAUCCUUUUCUUUUUUAUCAUUCUCUCUUGCCAAUGUCUUCUUCAGAUUAGUAUUCUCAUCCUUUCUCUUUUAUCAUUCUGUCUGUGCCAAUGUCUUCUUCAGAUAA